Messenger RNA from Sebastes umbrosus (honeycomb rockfish), 1488 nucleotides. RefSeq names its product P2Y purinoceptor 3-like. The transcript has a single exon. The coding region runs from base 343 to 1347 and encodes 334 amino acids. The record is from RefSeq and is a predicted model, not a curated record. NCBI's taxonomy places the organism in Eukaryota, Metazoa, Chordata, Actinopteri, Perciformes, Sebastidae. Gene Ontology annotation, biological process: G protein-coupled receptor signaling pathway. Gene Ontology annotation, molecular function: G protein-coupled receptor activity. Gene Ontology annotation, cellular component: plasma membrane.
GCGCACAACCCAAAUUCAUUUUUUAAGUGACUCCAAAUUACUGUAAGAUUAGAUUUAUUUUUGUAAAGAUUUAUUUUACACAGUAUAGUAUUCUGCUCCUUAAGUUAGAUCUGGAACUAUACAAUAUGGUUACUUGCUUGUAUAAGGUGAGUGAUGAUUAAGAUUGUGCAGAGUGAUAUGAAGUAAGAAGUGCCACCUUUUUGGUUAUGGUGUGUUCAAUUGUCCUACACUGGAGUUGGGACAUUAAAGUGGAUUCCUGUUGCACAGAUGAAGCUCUAGUUUAAUUAAGUUAAGGCAGCCUUACAUUAUCAAACUUCCAAAUUAUUUUUUUGAAAUUUUUGAAUGGAGGUCUUCCAAAUCUGCCCGGUGACUAACUACUACAAGAGGAUCCUGUUACCGGUGUCCUACAGCCUGGUGUUCCUGCUGGGCUUGAGUCUGAACGGCGCCUUACUGUGGUGCGUCUGCUACCGGACGCGUUGCUGGAGCGGCACGGUCGUCUACAUGACCAACCUGGCCGUGGCCGACCUCCUCUACGUGCUCGCCUUGCCGCCUCUCAUCAUCAGCAACGCCAUGGGCGACAUGUGGCCCUUCGGCAACGUCCUCUGCAAGAGCGUCCGCUUCUUCUUCUUCGUCAACCUCCACUGCAGCAUGAUGUUCCUGACGUGCGUCAGCGUGCACCGCUUCCUCGGCGUGUGUUUCCCCAUCGCCGCGGUGCGUCUACGCAGCAAAAAACUCGCUCUCUUCGCGUCCGGGUCUGUUUGGAUACUUGCCACUGCGGAGAUUUUACCCACGCUCGUGUUUGCGCACACUGGUUUUAUAAACAACAUGACUGUGUGUUUUGAAAUGACAAACCCAGGGGAUUUUAAAAUGUUCUUCCCAUAUGGGUUGUUUCUAGCAAUAGUGGGCUUUUUAAUCCCCUUCCUCGUGGUCAUCACUUGUUACUGCUCCAUGAUGGCGGUGCUUUUCUGCAGGGCCUCGGACAACAUCUCCACAGCCAGGACCGCUCGUGUGCGCAACAAGUCUCUCUACACUCUCCUGGUUGUAGUUCUCAUGUUCAUAGUGUGUUUUGUGCCUUAUCACAUUGCGCGGACGGUGUAUUUGUUCGUGAGGGUGUACAUGCCGGGGGACUGUCAGCUGCUCAACGUGGUGAUGAUCUCCUUCAAGGUGUGGAAGCCCGUGGUGAGCUUCAACUGCUGCGCAAAUCCGCUCCUCUACUUUCUGGGCUGCGAUAAGAGGAGGCAGAAGCUGCGGGCCUGGCUGUCCUGCAGGAGGAGGAAGAAGAGGAGGGUGCAGCCAGCCAACGUGAGUCUGGUGGAUGCAGGCAGCACCAACAGGUCCGGAGGAUAGAGAGCAUGCAUUAAUCCAUGAGGGACUUUUUUUUUUUAAUCAUAUAUAAUAACACUAAGACUGCCUAGAAGAUAUGGUGAAGCAUUAUUUUUUUUUUCAUUAUUUUAAAUAUAAAAAUAUGGGAAAAAAAGUGGCAGAAGA